Molecule: messenger RNA, 837 nt
Organism: Cordyceps militaris CM01
Lineage: Eukaryota; Fungi; Ascomycota; Sordariomycetes; Hypocreales; Cordycipitaceae
Product: glycosyltransferase family protein
Exons: 2
Coding region: 1-837 (278 amino acids)
Biological process (GO): dolichol-linked oligosaccharide biosynthetic process
Cellular component (GO): UDP-N-acetylglucosamine transferase complex
Source: RefSeq, a predicted model, not a curated record
AUGAGCAUACUGCUUGUCGGCAGUCUGGCAGCCACUUCCCUCGCCGUCGUCAUUGGCCUCUCUCUGUCAACCUUUUCAUGGCGUGUCAUCCUCCUCACCACUAUCGCCUUCACAAUCCAGGCCGGCAUCUUCAUCACCGUCCGCCAUAUCCAGCUCGUCGCCGCCCGUCGCCAAGUCCAGUGGCCCUCUUCGCCUCUCACCAGCGCGCCGCGCCGCCGCGACGACUACCACCUCUUCGUGCUCGGCUCCGGCGGGCACACGCGGGAGAUGCUCAUGAUGAUGGACGACGGCGCGUGCGACUUCACCCGCUUCCACCGGCGGUACCUCGUCUCCUCCGGCGACGCCAUGUCCGCGCACCACGCGCGCGACUACGAGGCUUCCCUCGCCAGCCUCUGCGCCGCCCGCGGCACCGACCCGGGCACGCACGACGUGGUGCACGUCGCUCGUGCGCGCUGCGUCCACCAGAGCCUGCUGACAACGCCGGCGAGCGCGCUGCGCAGCGUGCUGGACAUUGUCCCGGCGCUGCUGCGGCGGCCGGCGGGCAGCGGGCGGCGGAAGCACCCGUCGCUGGUGUUUUCGAACGGGCCUGCGACGGGCUUCUUUGUCGCGCUGGUCAUUCAUGUGCUGAAAAUCGCGUGGGUGGUGCCGCAGGAUAGUAUGCGCUUCGUGUACAUCGAGUCGUGGGCGCGCAUCUCGACGCUGUCGCUCACAGGGAGGCUGCUUCUGUACACCGGGCUGGCGGACUUUUUCGCGGUGCAGCACGCGCAAGUUGCUGCUGGGUACGGCGUCCGGGAUGUGGGACAGUUGGUCUUUAAUGCAAGGCGAGAAGAUAUAUAG